AUGCCGAGGCAAAUUAAUACUGAUAGCACACCGGUGAGGGACCUGCGUACUUCUACUUAUCAGACUGAGUCGAGUGGGUAUAUCAAUCUCCGUAGAGGUGCUUCUUGCGCUCAAUCUCCAGACGAUAAUAAAAUAGAGGGUUCCUUGUCUCCCCUAACCGUUAGACAGAUAUUUGCUGAAGAGUUUUCAAAAAUUAAACAUGAACUAACCUCAACUUUUAUGGAUAGACUGUCUUCUGAAUUAAAAGAGUUAAGAGAGGAGUUUUGCAGUUUGAAAGACUCCGUAACCUUCAUUAACAACAAAUACGAUGAAAUCAGUAUAAAGCUUAACAAACUCGAAUCUAAUAUUAAACAAUUGUCAUCGGUUAAUUUAGAGGUACAAUCGACUAGGUCUGAGGUUGAGAAAUUGAAGGUUGCAUGCGACAUUCGAGAUCAAUGGGACAGACGGUCCAACAUUGAAAUAUUUGGUAUUCCGGAGAAAAAAGGUGAAAAUCUGAUAACACUGUUGAGGGAUAUUACGGAAAAGGCUUCUUUUCACUUGGAUCCCUCUAAAGAUAUAGACUUUGUUACUAGAGUAUCAUCUAAGAAUAAAGACAAAAGUAUGACGAAACCAAUAAUUGCACGCUUCAUAAGUAGAUAUAGAAAAGACGAUUGUCUAGCACAAUUGCGAAAGCUAAAGAUUACAGCAAUGGAUUUAGGUUUUGCAUCCGGAAAAGUACCUAUUCAUUUCAAUGAUCACCUUACUAGUAACAACAAGGCUCUUUUGAAGCGUGCUAAAUCUAUUGCCAAAGAAAAACAUUAUAAGUAUGUAUGGGUUCGGAAUUGUUCUAUAAUGGCUAGACAUACGGAUACCAGUCAUAUUAUUCAUAUCAAUAACGAAAAAGAUUUAAACAAGCUUUAA
Messenger RNA from Melitaea cinxia (Glanville fritillary), 900 nucleotides. RefSeq lists its product as uncharacterized. The transcript has a single exon. Lineage: Eukaryota; Metazoa; Arthropoda; Insecta; Lepidoptera; Nymphalidae. The coding region runs from base 1 to 900 and encodes 299 amino acids. The record is from RefSeq and is a predicted model, not a curated record.